AGUCUCGUUUCCAGUUUCUUCCUCUUUCUGUCUUUGAAUUUCCUCCUUGGAAUUCGAUCUUCAACGGGCUCAUGAAUGUGUUGUGUCGGUGUGGAGUCGUGGAGAAGUAAACGAGUACGCCGGGUUCGGACUGCCUUCCCGCCAGCGGACAGCGUCUUCCCCUGGUCGUCCCGCGGAUGAGGAAGUGACGGAACGGGACGCUGAAGGGAAGCUGCGCACCGCUGGGCCCGGACUCGAGCUGUAGCGUUUUCAAGUUGAUCUCGCGCUCAGCUGUUCAAUACAAAAUGGAAAACAUUGGUGAUGAGAAACAGAAAACCCCUGAAGGGCACCUGGAACUGACUGCCGAAAUCCUACGCGCGGAAAUUCUCCGUGAGGAAAAACCGGUCGAAAUGGGCUUGCUGACCUCGUCGUCCAGUGGGGAGCAUCUUAAAGACGAGGAUGAGAGGAACCUUGAUCGAGCUUUGAGCAGUCCUGUGCCGGGCCAAAAGGAUUAUCGCCUCUAUCGGAUGCGCUUCGUGACACUGGCUAUCUUCUGCAUGUUCUCGAUGUCAAAUGCCUUCCAAUGGAUCGAGUUCGUCAUAAUCGAGAACAUCGUUGCGGAAUACUACGGUGUCAGUCAUUUCGCUGUUGAAUGGACCUCAAUGAUUUACAUGGUGUCUUACAUUCCGCUGAUUUUUCCUGGCGCCUGGUUCCUGGAGAAAUACGGAUUGCGGAUCGCCAUGAUUAUUGGCGCCGCUGGCACAGCCGCGGGUUCCUGGCUCAAGCUCUUGGGUACAGAUCCGUCUAGCUUCAUCUGGGCAUUUGCCGGACAAACGCUCGUCGCCUGGUCACAAGUUUUCGUCCUCGGCAUCCCACCACACUUGGCUGCUCACUGGUUUGGACCACAGGAAUUAUCUACCGCUACUGCGGUUGGUGUCUUCGGAAAUCAGCUCGGGAUUGCUCUGGGGUUCCUCGUUCCUCCGAUGAUGAUUCCGGUUGAUGGCGAUGUUGAGACCAAGAAGCGAGCCUUCACCAAGCUUUUUCUCACAGGAGCAGUCUUCACAGCCGUCAUCUUCGUUCUCAUCAUGGCUCUUGUCAAGGAUUCUGCUCCAACGCCGCCAAGCGCUGCUCGUGACAGGCAACUGCUUUCUGCACGAGAGGAUAGUCAUCAAGGAUCUGGAAAAAAAUUCCUUCAGUCCGUCUUCCACCUUCUUUUCAAGCACAAGGGAUACAAACUCCUGUUUCUCACAUACGGGAUAAACGUCGGAGUAUUUUAUGCCAUUUCGACGCUGCUGAACAAAAUGCUCGUCGCACACUACGAGGAUGUGGAAAAACAUGCUGGUGUAAUUGGUUUGUCAUUCGUCGUCUCUGGCAUGGUUGGAUCCGUUGUGUGUGGGGUUAUCAUGGAUAAAACGCACAAAUACAAGGAAACAACUUUGACUGUUUACUGCUUGUCCCUGAUAAGUUUCGGCUUGUAUACUUUUGCUUUGCCAUUCGGAAGUUUGCCAUUCGUCUACGUUGGCGCAAUAAUCGUCGGGUUUUUUAUGACCGGAUACCUGUCCGUUGGGUUCGAGCUAGCAGCAGAAAUCACGUACCCUGAAGCAGAAGGCACGACUUCGGGGCUCCUGAAUGCCAGCGCACAAAUUUUCGGCCUGGUCGUCACUUCGGCAUCUUCAUUUGCAAUGGAUACGAUCGGAACUGUUUACACUCUGCUCGUUUUAGCAGGGCUGCUUUUUGUUGGGUGCAUUGGGACUUACUUGAUCCCAAACGAUUUACGGCGCUCUUUGGGAGAGGUUGGAGGGCAAGAACUCCAGAAAAAAGCUGGUGAAGAAGAAAUUGCUUGAGGCUUGAAAUGGAUCAACCGAUGACAUGAAAACGCAGUUUCGAUCGAGUCCUAUACUGCAUACUCUUUACGUGAGCCUCCGCUGCUUGCCCGUCUGCGUCGGUUGAAUUCGAAAACGACUGUACAUGGUCGUUUGAGUAAUAUUACUUCAACAGUAUUCUUUUGCUGUCGUGAAUGCGUGCAAUUUCUUGGGCCGGCGAAUUCGUUGUCUCAUGUUCCAAUCGUACAAUUUUUCCGGUUUCUUUUUCUUGAUUACAAAUUUUUAAUCAUUAAAGGCCUGGAUAGACCGGCUAAUCGCAGAUCUGAAAUUCAGCGACUUUUCGGGAAUAUUCGCUUACAUUGGACGAAAAAGAUAGUUUAAUUUUUAUUCGAGAGCAUGGGGCUUUUUAGUCCAGAUAUGAGCUGUUGACGAUGGAUUCAAGUAUCAGUUCGGUUAGAAUAACAUGAUCUUUGGCAGGGUGACUUCUUACCCGGAAAAGGUGCAGUCGUGCCUUCCCUUCUUAGGAUUGGGAAGAGGAAAUCAAUGCUUCCAUUCGUCAACAGAGUGAGACAACUGAGACAUGCGAGAUGUCGUGAGAGAUAAAUCGAUGAGCUAUCAAUAUGGGUUACAGCAUUAUUUUCGUUCAGGAUUACAACGGAAUUCAUGCCAGGGAUUGAUUUGUGCAUCUGAGGAAAUAUUGCUUUUGCGCUUUAAGAUAAGAUUGUUUUCAGACCUCAGGCUUUUUUUCACGAGCCAUAUUUGAGUUGAGGCAUUCCCUGACGAGAUUGUAAAAUGAGAAAUAUAAGGAUAUGUUCAACCGU
This is a messenger RNA of Notodromas monacha, 2623 nucleotides long. The record is from the annotation of a GenBank genome assembly. Lineage: Eukaryota; Metazoa; Arthropoda; Ostracoda; Podocopida; Cyprididae.